Mugil cephalus (flathead mullet) is the source of this 666-nucleotide messenger RNA. It is a transcript of the gene immp1l, whose product is annotated as inner mitochondrial membrane peptidase subunit 1. Gene Ontology annotation, molecular function: serine-type endopeptidase activity. NCBI's taxonomy places the organism in Eukaryota, Metazoa, Chordata, Actinopteri, Mugiliformes, Mugilidae. Gene Ontology annotation, cellular component: membrane; mitochondrial inner membrane peptidase complex. The transcript is spliced from 6 exons. The record is from RefSeq and is a predicted model, not a curated record. The coding region runs from base 16 to 585 and encodes 189 amino acids.
GCAGGGAAUGUUGCGAUGCCGCUUCUGGAAGCUGUCAAACAGGAAGUUGGAUUUGUUGUGGUGGAGAUGUUCCGCCGUGCGCUGCAGAGUACCUUGGGUUUUGUGGGCUACACAAUUCAGUAUGGCUGCAUCGCACACUGUGCCUUCGAAUACAUUGGAGAGUUUGUGGUGUGUUCCGGUCCAUCCAUGGAGCCCACCAUCGUCAACCAUGAUAUUGUCUUCUCCGAACGGAUGAGUCGCCAUUUUUGUAACAUACAAAAGGGCGAUAUUGUAAUUUGCAAGAGUCAGUUUGACCCAAAUAUGAACAUUUGCAAAAGGGUAAUUGGUUUGGAGGGCGAGAAGGUCUGCACUAGUGGCCCAUCAGAUUUUUUCAGGACACACACCUUUGUUCCAAAAGGCCACGUAUGGCUAGAAGGGGAUAACCUCAGGAAUUCCAGUGACUCAAGAAACUAUGGCCCAGUUCCCUACGCUCUCAUCCGUGGGCGUGUUUGCUUUAAGCUCUGGCCGCCGCAUAGUUUUGGCACCUUGAAUGAAAGCCCAAUCAAACGGAUCAUUAAAACCCAGAGUGACUCAGACUCGGACUGACUCAUCAGCUUUGUACAGACUGUGUUUUGCUUUGUUUUCAGUAAUUUUUAAAUAAAACUGAUAUUUAUUGGGGAAAAAAAA